Trichobilharzia regenti is the source of this 4609-nucleotide messenger RNA. The record is from the annotation of a GenBank genome assembly. NCBI's taxonomy places the organism in Eukaryota, Metazoa, Platyhelminthes, Trematoda, Strigeidida, Schistosomatidae.
AUCGUGUGAUUCCUAAACACGGGAAUGUAUUUUUCUUAUAAAUGAAACAUGCUUAUCCUUCAAAUUAUGCGGAGCCUAAUCUAAACUGUUUCGCAUUAGACAGACAGGUAAACGGUAAUAAUCAAUCGUCUUAUGAAAUAUAUGUUAAUGACCUUCAGACUUGUCUGACGACGAUCACAUAAUGAUUUUUACUUUGAAUUCUGAUUGGUUAGUUUGAUUUUUGAUUUUUUUUACUCUUGUUUAUGAUUUAUUUUCUGCAAUGAUAAGUAAAUGUAAUUCUUGGUUGAAAGUGAUAAUAAUGAUGUCGAUUCGUGAUGAAAAUUGCCUUUGAAGUCGAUUAGUUCUAAACACAAUUUCUUAAUCGUUCAAAAUUCCAUUUGGGGAACAGGAAUUAACACAAAUGAAGAUGGCGAUUUGAAACCUGUGUUGAAAUUAAGGCUGUUGAAGACUAUACACAUCAUAGUAACUUUAUCAUUACUUCACCACAAUUUUACAUCUGUUUUAGAUAAUUUGAAAGAUACUUUUAGAGUUCUCAGUCAUUCUCAGCUGCUGCUACCUUGAUGUAGUAGUCGAUUUUGCAAAUCGUGAUAACCCAACGAACUUCACUGGUUGGAACUAAUGUUCCUGCAAGUUCAACCAUUUCAGAAAAGACGUUUUGAUAGCCGUUAGACUAAGAGCAGUUACCAUCGUAGUGUAUGUUGUUGCCACCAUGUUGACAGUAUAUGAACGAAUUCGUGCUGUUGGUGAACAGAAAUUUGAUGGCAGUAGUAAGGUGUUUAUCUCAGAUGAACGACAAGGCGGCUAUGCCACUUCUCCGUUCCGAGGAGGGGUGGGUUAAGAAAGGUUGAUCCUAAAAAUUGCACAUACCGACUUACCUUGUGUUGGUGUGUAGCCGGUGGUAAAAUCCACGUAAGGACAAACCUCAGACUGUGUUUGGCCAACCUCAAGAAGUCAUCCCCUGGGCUCUGCAGUCACCCAACACUAAUUUUUCUUCCGUUUUACAUGUUUCAAGAAGAAAUCAGCCAGGAAGUAAUAACCUCACACAAGUAUUUCGAUAUGCAUGCAAAGCUUUUCUGAUCAUUCACCGUUAAGGUUUGUUUUCAGUUGUUUAAUGGUAGAUCUUUUCAAGUUGGCUUUUGAUGUACGUUGAGUAAAACAAAAGAAAUAGCUACUUGCUGUUAAAAUCACUUUGGAUAGCAAACAUCAAAGCAGUAUUCAUCAAUAAUCUUCAAGUUUACAUUCAAUCUGCGUAACUAAUCUUCCUUGGGAAGUACCAUUUGAAUCAGUCACCGAUUUAGUAUGGAUUGGUUCUGGUGCACAAGGUGUAGUUUUCCGUGGCUACUUUCGUGGUGAAUUAAUCGCUGUGAAAAAAGUGAAUAAACAAUCAGAUACAGAUAUUCGUCAUCUACGAUAUUUAAAUCAUCCGAAUGUAAUUAAAUUUAGAGGGGUUUGCGUAGAACAACCAUGUUAUUGUAUACUUAUGGAGUAUUGUCCAUAUGGUCAGCUGUAUGAAUUAAUUCAUUCAGGCAAUCCUAUAUCACCAACGUUAAUCUAUGCAUGGAUUAAACAGAUUGCUGAUGGUAUGCAUUAUUUACAUUCUUGUAAAAUUAUUCAUCGUGAUCUAAAAUCUCCAAACGUUUUAGUUGGUUAUGAUCAUAUCUUGAAAAUAUCUGAUUUCGGUGCAUCUCGUGAAUGGACAGAAAAUUCUACUAAGAUGUCUUUUACAGGUACAGUAGCUUGGAUGGCACCUGAAAUAAUACGUAAUGAACCAUGCUCAUUCAAAGUUGAUGUAUGGUCUUAUGGUGUACUUUUAUGGGAGUUAUUAACGGGUGAAGUACCCUAUCACAAUGUCGAUUCAACCGCUAUUUUAUGGGGAGUUGGUAGUGAACAUCUUCGGUUACCAGUCCCAAUGACAUGUCCUACUGAAUUACGUGUACUUAUGAAAACAUGCUGGAAUAUUAAACCUGGGAAUCGUCCUAGUUUUCGUCAAAUCCUUUCACACUUAAAUGCCACUUGUUCAAGUUUACUACAGUAUACAGAUGAUGAAUUUAAUUCCCUACGUCAGUUAUGGAAAGAAGAAAUCGCUAUCUACCUAGAAGAUAUUCGACUUGAGGGUCAAUGCACUCCUAAACUUGAAUUAAUGUUAAUCCGUCGUCGACGUGAAGAGCUAUGCCAUGCACAAGAUAUACGUCGUUGUUAUGAUGAUAAACGUGAGAGAGCUAAUGAAUUAUGUAUGGAAUUACAAACAUUGUUAAUGGAAUGUGAAGAAGAGAAAAGAAAAGCGGAAAGAGAACGUCUUUAUUAUGAAACUUUAAUCCGGGAAUUGGAUAUUAGUCACCAAGAGCAGCAACGAAAACAUCAAGAAGUCCAAAAAAGUCAUUUUGAUGCACAAAAAGAUGGAAGUGGAAUUUUUAAUGAAAGCGGCAGGAUAUUGAAAUUUGCUGAUCUUGAUUAUAAUAACAAUAAUAAUAAUAAUGCUAAUCGGAAACAGUUUUCGUUUUCCACUCUGUCCACCUUUUCACUAGGACCACAAUCUUUGUCCUUACCAGUUAAAGACAAUACAAACGGAUUUUUACCCACUCUUAAAAUUACUACUAAUAAUAGUAGGGAUACUACGUAUGGGACAAGAAAUCUAAGCAAUAGAAGUAUUGUCGGUAGUAUGGAAUUGUUAAGAAAUCCCUACACUUUAUCAAAUAUAUACCAAAGUAGUAUGAUUAAAAGUUAUCCUAAUAAACCAUUUAACAUUGAACAACUAAUUAAAAAGAAUAAGAAAAAGAAUUAUCAGCGCAUGUUGUACAACAACAACAACGCUUUCAAUGAUCUUUUCAGUAAUAAUAAAUCUGUCUGUCCAUUCUGUGGUAAUGUAUAUUCCAAUGUGGAUCACUUGAACACCACUUUGUAUUAUAAUCAGCGUAGAGCAUUUACACUUUCUAUGUUAGAAUAUGAAUUUUUGAAAACAAAGAAGAAAUUGGAUCUAGAUGGAACGACGACAACAACAUUCUCACCAUUUAUUGUUGAUGAUGCUUUGAAUGGUUUGCAGUUAUCUAGUCCAUUGAUUUGCAGUACAAGAAAACAGUUUGCAAGUACUAAUAGUAUACACUUCCUUGUUCCUCCUCCACCUGCCUAUGACACCAUAAUGAAAAGUCCCAAUAUGUAUAAAUGUCAUCAAUAUGCUGCAUCACCAACAGCUCCACCAGCGACGUUAUCAUCGUCGUCAUCAGCAACAGUUACUAAUGGUACUUCGAAUACUACAACUUAUGCAUGCUUGAUUAAUCAACAAGAUUAUGGUGAUUAUAAAUCCAUUAAACAACAUAAACGUUAUCGGCAAACCAAUUUGACGGCUAACCGUCUUCAUACAGUCACUUCAUCAUCAUCAUUAUCAAUGUCAUUGUCACCAGUAAUGUCAGUAAAUUAUCGAAUUAAAACUGCUACAACAACAACAAAUACUUCUACUACUGACGCAAUGAUGACAACCACUGCCACUUGUGUCAAUAAAAAAAAUACCAACACCUCACUUUCAAUAAGUAAUAAUAAUAAAAUCCAUUCUAGUGUCCUUUUAAAUCCACUCAUUAAUUUCUUACCUAUCAAUGAUGAUGCACAAUCAAAAAUUCAGAAAAAAUAUAAACAUUUAUCUGUUGUAUCGCCAUCACCAUCUACCUUUUCAUCGAAUUAUUCACCAGUUGAUACAGUUAAGAUGAAUAAACGGAAAUUUGAUGAUACUAAUGAUUUAUUGAAUCCAUAUUCAAAUUUCUCAACACAUGAUGAUGGUAUAAAAUUAUCAAAAUUACAACAACCAGUACAUAAUCACGAUGAUAACUGUAAUAUGAACCAUGUGAAAUUAAAUCAUUACACUUUCAACUAUCCAUUACAAUCCUCAUUUAGUCAUGAUUCAUUAUUACAAUUCUACAAUCUGAAGAAAUCACAAUUUGCCUACAACACUGAAAAUGAACACUGUUCAGGAUUAAAACGUAAAGUUUUUCAUCAUCUUAGCAAAGCUUCCUCAUGUCAAUCGAUUAGAUCAUGCAUUACUCCACAUACAAAUAUAUAUGACUAUUACAACAAAUCAUCAUCUGAUUAUGUAUUAUCAUCACCUCAGCUAUCAUCUUCAUCAAUGUGUGAUCUGAGAAAUGUUCACUUCACCUGGGAAGAUUUAUAUAGUUAUCAUAUUACUAGUGGUAUUAAUAAUAAGUACCCGGCAAGUCAAUCUGAAAUAAGCGGAUUCAGUCAAAAGACAGUGAUUCAAAAUAUACCCACUUCAUCAUCAUCAUCAACUGAUCAUGCUAGUCAAGCUUCAAAAGUCAAUAAUUUUCUCAAUGAAAGCUAUUGCUUCAUUAGGCUAUACGGUUGAUAACUGACUACUGGUUUCCGUGUCUUAAAACCGAGGUUAUGGCAACUGCUAUGCAUUAUCAGGUGCAUCCAUACGGUUUAUGCGUCUAAUUGCAAAGCUAAUGCAGACUGACAGACUGAUUUGGUCUCAUCGUGAUAUUUUGCACAAAAAGCACCAGUUUAAGUUGCUAAACUCCAGGUAGUACGCAAAGGUAGAGAAAACAGCAGAAAAAUUCAAAAUAACUACUGUGGUGAGAGCAGGCCGUGAGAAAAUAUGAACAAG